Nothobranchius furzeri (turquoise killifish) is the source of this 2658-nucleotide messenger RNA. Its product is annotated as frizzled-8. Gene Ontology annotation, cellular component: plasma membrane. Gene Ontology annotation, biological process: non-canonical Wnt signaling pathway; canonical Wnt signaling pathway. NCBI's taxonomy places the organism in Eukaryota, Metazoa, Chordata, Actinopteri, Cyprinodontiformes, Nothobranchiidae. Gene Ontology annotation, molecular function: Wnt receptor activity; Wnt-protein binding. The record is from RefSeq and is a predicted model, not a curated record.
ACGCGCCUGUCAGCCAGGGAGCGCAGAGCGCAGCACAGAGAGCAUCAACACAAAGGAGCGCGCGUGUUUUUGGCCUGAGAAGUGUCUGAGGUUUGGCAUGAGAGGGGCAGCUUUGCGGGAUUGACCGGACCUGCUUGCAGAGCGCAUGGUUGCAGUGACUUUGGUUGAGGGUUGAUCAGAAUCCAGAGAUGGAGAGGAGCAUCCCGGGAUGGUGCGUGCUCGUGGCUCUCAUCCUGCACGGAACGCGCUGCAGGGCAGCCAAGGAGCUCCAGUGCCAAGAGAUCUCCGUCCCUCUGUGCAAAGGCGUGGGCUACAACUACACGUACAUGCCCAACCAGUUCAACCAUGACACGCAGGACGAAGCCGGCCUGGAGGUGCACCAGUUCUGGCCGCUGGUGGAGAUAAAGUGUUCCCCGGACUUGCGCUUCUUCCUCUGCAGCAUGUACACACCGAUCUGUCUGGAGGACUACAAGAAGCCGCUGCCGCCGUGCAGGAGCGUGUGUGAGCGCGCCAAAGCCGGCUGCGCUCCGCUCAUGAGGCAGUACGGGUUCCCGUGGCCCGACCGGAUGAGGUGCGAUCUGCUCCCUGAGCAAGACAACCUGGACACGCUAUGCAUGGACUACAACCGGAGCCAGACGACCACCGUCUCCCCUGUAGUCGCCAAGCCCACGAACCGGCCUUUGAAACCCUACAACAAGAAGAAGAGCGGGUACGGUCGGGGCUUCCCCGGGAAACACAAACCUGCCGCGUCUCCCUGUGAAACCGGGUGCUUCUGCCGCGCGCCCAUGGUGCCCGUGGCCGGUGAGUUACACCCGCUGCACAACCGAGUCAAAACGGGACAGAUCACCAACUGUGCCAUGCCGUGCCACAACCCCUACUUUACGCAGGAGGAGAGGACUUUUACUUCUUUUUGGAUCGGCCUCUGGUCUAUUCUGUGCUUCAUCUCAACUUUCGCGACUGUUGCAACUUUUCUGAUCGACAUGGAGAGGUUUAAGUACCCGGAGCGGCCCAUCAUCUUCCUCUCUGCCUGCUACAUGUUCGUGUCUGUGGGAUACAUCGUGCGGCUGAUCGCUGGACACGAGGAAGUGGCUUGCAGCAGGGAGAACGGGGCAGAGCACAUCCACUACGACACCACAGGUCCUGCGCUCUGCACCAUUGUGUUCCUGCUCAUAUACUUCUUUGGGAUGGCCAGUUCCAUCUGGUGGGUGAUCCUGUCCCUCACGUGGUUUCUGGCUGCAGGAAUGAAGUGGGGCAACGAGGCCAUCGCCAGUUACUCCCAGUACUUCCACCUGGCCGCCUGGCUAAUCCCCAGCCUGAAGUCCAUAGCGGUGCUGGCUCUGAGCUCCGUGGAUGGCGACUCCGUGGCUGGGAUUUGUUAUGUGGGCAAUCAGAAUUUGGAUAACCUGCGGGGGUUUGUGUUGGCACCGCUGGUCAUCUACCUGUUCAUCGGCACCAUGUUUCUGCUGGCCGGGUUCGUGUCCCUGUUCAGAAUCAGGAGUGUAAUCAAACAAGGAGGCACCAAGACGGACAAACUGGAGAGGCUGAUGAUCCGGAUAGGAGUUUUCACCGUCCUCUACACCGUCCCGGCCACUGUGAUAGUGGCCUGUUACUUUUACGAGCAGCACCACAGACAGACGUGGGAAAUUACGCACAACUGCACGUGCGUAACGGACCCGAGCAGGCAGAGGCCGGACUACGCCGUGUUCAUGCUGAAGUACUUCAUGUGCCUCCUGGUAGGGAUCACCUCGGGGGCCUGGAUCUGGUCCGGGAAGACGCUGGACUCGUGGCGGACUUUCUGCACGCGUUGCUGCUGGGGGAGCAAAGCCUCCGCGGGCUCCAUGUACAGCGACGUCAGCACGGGACUGACCUGGAGAUCCGGCACGGCCAGUUCCGUCUCUUGUCCCAAACAAAUGCCACUGUCCCGGGUCUGAACAGGUGGGGAGGGGGUGUGCACGCGCAGGUGCAUCUUCUGUCAUUUAACAUUUAAAGGCUUAAAAACACAUCAGCUUUUGUCUCUUCUGGAGUAAAAUUUUCUAACUGAGCCAACAUGAAGCUUUGGCUCCCACUUCAUCCCUAAUGUGAAUUAUCCUUUGAUUUUAUUUCCCUUCAUGUGUUUUUACUAAAGUUAAAGGAACGUGCGCUCCUGUUCCUUUUGCCCUAUCCAAAUGACAUCCACUGAUGGGGGAAGAGAAGGGGGGUGACUAAUUGUGCUGGGAUGUCCAUCAGCGUGUUGUAAUUAGCACAUUAAUGAGCGCCUGAUGGCUUCUCUUUAAAUAAUGAGAGCGUCGGCAGCAGAACAAUGUACCUGAUGGGAAGAAUGCGGAGUCUUAUCAGCCGACCGCGUAAAGACGAGAUCCUCCUGGCCGAUUGGUCACGUGUGGAGUCUCCUGCUCUCCUCACUGUGAAGCACCGCAGUGUCUUAAACACCACAUCCACACAGUCAGGCUGUUUGUCUUCUAAACGCAUUAAUACAUUCAUCCAAAUGCCUUAAUAACGCUUCAUACGGGUCCCGUCCGCGCGCAAAGUGUAUUUAUAUAAUUAUUGCUGUACAGGGUGUACAUUUGUAAAUGUGAUUUCAAGAGACUGUAAAUAUGUUUCAUUUUCACUUUGAUAGAAAACUUUAUUUUAAAAAUAAAGCGACUUUUAAUGAAAGUUUAA